Symbiodinium sp. CCMP2456 is the source of this 972-nucleotide messenger RNA. NCBI's taxonomy places the organism in Eukaryota, Dinophyceae, Suessiales, Symbiodiniaceae. The record is from the annotation of a GenBank genome assembly.
AUGGCACAGCUUCUCAGCGACACUCAUGCUUACCUGAGGGAUUGUCUGGAUGAAGCCAUGAAGGCCAUUUUCGAUUGCAAGUGCCUACGCCAACGAAUUGUGGAUUCUAAGCGCUUCCUGCUGCUUAAAUGCCACGACGACCCGGCGAUUAACUCUGAGCACAUCUCUAUGAACAGAGAUCUGCUCCGGCCGCUGGCGAAGGCCUAUGGUCGCUUCAAGGACAUCGCGACGAUUCCGGUUUUGAAGAUUGUGCUUCAGGAACUGAAUUCCAGGAUGGGGGCGAAGCUGAAGCAGCAGCUUCGUGCAAGAGCCACGGCUCAUCGGCAGGGUUCAGUUUCGCAAUCCUACGAGAUAUCCGAUGAUGAAGGUGUUGAUGCAAAGCCGUCUGUUGCCACGCCUCCUGCAUUGCCCCCGCCUGCAUCUUCCCAGCCUCAGCUUUCGACGAAUGCUAGCUCUUCCGAGCUGCUGCUUACCCGCACUGCCCAGCUUGAGUUGGCCCACUCCAGGAAGCUCCCAGGUCGUGGCAAAGGGGGUCGAAAUCGCUUGGGUAAGUGCUCUAAGGCAAUUGCACGGAAGCGAUCCCAGGAAAAUCUCCAGGGCAAGAAACGGAAAGCUGAGAACCCCAAGGGUGCAAAGGACAAGAAGCCGAAAGCAAAGGGUAAAGCCAAGGCCUCCCCCAAGGCCUUUCCGAAGGUUUCUCCUAAAGCAAAGGCCAAGUCGAAGGCAGCAGCCAAGUGUAAGGCCAAGGCCAAGGCGAAGCCGACACAGAAGGUUGGCUUGCCUGGGGAUGCAGAGAUUCGGAGCUAUCACGACCUCGUGCAGAAGUUUCGGCAGGCUCGUGAAGGCGAUUGCUUUGGGGAGAUUGUCAAGGAUCAGCGACCCCCGCUGAGGGAGAAGAUUCAUGUUUCCAAGAAGUUCCUCUUCUUGAUUUGGGGAUUCCGGCUUGUUUAUGUCUAUAAAUAUAGGGCUUAA